AUGGGAUUGCUGAGUGCUUAUAUAAUCAAAAUGUUAUACUCUGGAAGGCACUCAACUGAUCAUGAAGUUGCUCUUAUGAUUCUCAUGGCUUACCUUUCUUAUAUAUUGGCCGAGGUGUUCGACUUGAGUGGAAUUCUCACUGUAUUCCUUUGCGUUAUCGUCAUGUCACACUAUACUUGGCAUAACGUGACAGAAAAUUCUCGAGUGACCACCAACCCCGGAAAAUCAGUUGGAGCAAGUGCAGUGCUGCUUGUCCUCAUGAUGGUCGGGAGAGCAUUGUUCGUUUUCCCAUUAUCCCUUCUAUCCAAUUGGACGACGAAGUCUGAGAGUGAUCAGAUUAGUUUCAAGAAACAAAUUACAAUUUGGUGGGCUGGUCUCAUGCGCGGUGCAGUCUCUAUGGCUCUUGUUUAUAAUCAGUUUACACGGUCUGGCCAUACUCAGGUGCCCCGGAAUGCGAUUGUGAUCACCUGCACCAUUAGUAUUGUCCCUUUCACUACAUUGGUAUCCGGAUUGUUCACAAAGCCACUUUUGUGGUUUUUGCUACCUCAACCGGAACAUCUCAGUAGCGUGAUUCUUUCAGAACCGUACAGUCCUAAAUCUUUCAUGUUGCCCCUUCUAGUCGAUGAGCAAGAAUCAGAAGCUGGCAUCGACAUUGAAAAUGAGUUCCAUUCUGUGAGUGUUAGUGAGAGAGAGGGAGAGGAGAGAGAGGGAGCGAGCGAGCGAGAGAGAGGGUGGCAGCUGCAAUUCUCUACGGUUCUUGGAAGAAAUCAAGGGCAAGAAGAAGAGAAAAUGAUGGAGGCAAAGAAUAAGAUGUCAUCACACCACUGGUGGUUUGACAGUCACAAUAAGGGUAACACAAAUCGAUCUCCAUGGCUUCAAUCCACACUUGCAGAGCUCGAUGGGAAAACGAAAACAAUGCUGAAACUAGUCGAGGAAGAUGCAGAUUCCUUUGCCAAACGUGCAGAAAUGUACUACAAGAGAAGACCAGAACUCAUUAACAUGGUUGAAGAUCUUUAUCGAUCCCAUCGCUCACUAGCCGAGCGAUAUGACCAGUUCAAGUCUGAAUCUGGAACCCGCCUCGUAACAACACCAUGGUCAUCUCCGUUAUCUUUCAGAAAGUUUCAACUUGAGAAGUCAAUAAGCUUGAGCGAUAAAUCAUAUGAUAGCUACUCGGAGACCUAUGGACCCGAGGAAUCGGACGAGUCUGAGGUUGAUGAUCCGGAAGAAGUCGAAACAGUACAAGAUAAUGAUGUAACUGAAACAGAAAAACUAAUGAUGCUGAAAGAAGAAUUGAAGAAACUCGGAGAAGAGAACGAGGUUCUCAAGGAGCAACUACUGCAAAAGGAUGACGAGAAACGGGAAGUCAUUAGACAACUGAGUUUAGCCAUGGAUUUGCUGCGGGAGGAAAACAUCAAGCUGAGGAAGAAUUGUAUCGCUUUAAACACGCCGAAGAAAGAAAAGCUUCACUUCAACAAGUCAAAAGACGGUUUCUUGGGGAGGUUGUUCGAUGGAUUUCUACCAUCACAGACAAAUCUUGUUGCUCUUUAG
Messenger RNA from Fraxinus pennsylvanica, 1548 nucleotides. Lineage: Eukaryota; Viridiplantae; Streptophyta; Magnoliopsida; Lamiales; Oleaceae. The record is from the annotation of a GenBank genome assembly.